CAUCCAUGGCGCCAGGGACAUGCGUGGCGGCCAUCCCCGACCUCCCCGAUGCCUAUAAGCCACCCCCGCGUCACCGGCGCCCAACCCUAGUUUUGCUCGCCCCCAUCUCCCUCUGCCUCCCUCCUCAGAUCCCCCUCCUUCUUGAUCUCCGCCAUGGACGCGUCGUCGGUGUAGCCGUCGCCGAUGGCCUCCUCGCUGCCAGAGACCACGCCAGGGGCACCGUCUUCGUCGCCUACUUCGAGCGAGAUCGAGCCGGAAGCCACCGGGACACCCGCUGCUUCCCCGUCCUCAACCUCCAUCCGUCUCGGUCGCCGCCGCCGUCGCCAACACCGGCCACCUCUGCUGCUCCUAAGCCACUCAACGGGCCUCCUUGUGCCUGCUCGACCCCGAGACUGCCGGCGACCCCAGUUCGACUACGGUGUUGACGAUCCCUCCUUGCCAGA
Triticum aestivum (bread wheat) is the source of this 443-nucleotide messenger RNA. RefSeq lists its product as uncharacterized. The record is from RefSeq and is a predicted model, not a curated record. NCBI's taxonomy places the organism in Eukaryota, Viridiplantae, Streptophyta, Magnoliopsida, Poales, Poaceae. The transcript is spliced from 2 exons. Bases 6 to 425 code for a protein of 139 amino acids.